AUGAAGGCGACGCUGCUACCCUCUCUGUUGGCGCUUUCCUUGACGCUUUGUCUAGCGCUCGGGCUCUCGUCCUCUGGAGUGCUCGUGCGAGCUGACGCCUUCGCAUCGUCUCAGCCACCCGUCGUCAGCGACCCCGUCCUGGCAAGUCAGCACCUCACGCAAGCCAACGUGGCUCUUCAGUCCGGUCGAUACCAAGAUGCACUGUCUGCCUUUGAUCUAGCGUUGCAAGCGGAUCCAUCUUCGUGGCUCACCUAUUACAGGAGAGCCACAGCACAGCUCUCCCUCGGCCGCACAUCCGCCGCACUUCAGGAUUUCCAGUCUUUGCUCAAACUCAACCCCAAGUUCGACAAGGCUUACCUGCAACAGGCAAAGGUUUACUUGAAGGAAGGUGACUGCGAUAAAGCCAAGCAGGCCCUCAAGACGUAUGACUCGAUCCGAGCCGAGAAGGGUGCCGCUAAUUCGAGCCCCGCGGAAGCCAACAGCGUCCGUUCCAAGCUCACCCUGGUCGAGACCUCGAUCAAGUCGUUAGGCCAGCUCGUCAAGGAGCUUGACAAGGCGCAGAAAGCGGAUAAGAAGGGAAAGGCAAAGGAGCUGGACUCAACCAAGGUGGAUCACUGCAUUCAUUUGGCCGGUGAAGUGCUCAAGAUCUCGCCAUCGCAUCUCGAAACACGCCUGGUUCGCGCUCGCUGUCAGACGAUGAAGGGAAGAAUCGAGGAUGCCAUGGCCGACUGGACUCGAGCGGUCCACCUUACCCCCUCGCCGUUUUUGCUUCGCCGACUCUCGGUGCUCUCUUACUUUGUGGUGAGUGAACCUGGGUCGCAAAGCCGAGAUGCCGGGUUGCAACAUCUCAAGGCUUGUUUACACUCGGAUCCAGACAACAAGUCGUGCGCCAAGAUGCACCGCAAGAUCAAGGCAUUGGAAAAGUCGCUCAAAAAGGCACGCAACUUUUACAACUCGCAGAGCUACCGAGCUGUGCUGUCAGCGCUCAAGGGUGGCAAAGUGGGCAGGGCGACGGUGGUAGAUGACAUCAAGGAGGCGAUUCGGUCUGCUACCGAAGUGCAGUCUGGAGAUGAGGAGCCGUUGAUUCCAUCGACUUACAAAGGCGAUCCUGUUCAAGAGUCAGGACUGUUGCUCGAGCUGCACACCAUGUACUGCAAGGCGUACACAGAGCUGAACGACAUGGACAAGGCCAUGCCGUACUGCGAAUUGGUGCUCGCCAAAGACCCGGACAAUGUGGAAGCUACGCUCGCGCGCGCUGAACUCGCGCUGCAACGAGAGGACUACGACCAGGCGGUACGCGAUCUCACCAAGGCCUUUGACGCAUCCGGGCGCACCGAUCGCGCUAUCCACCAAAAGCUGCAGACCGCGCAGAAACGGCUCAAACUCAGUCAGAGCAAAGACUAUUACAAAGUGCUGGGCGUCAAACGCACCGACAGCCUGGCGACCAUCAAGAAAGCGUAUCGCAAAAUGGCGCGUGAAAAUCACCCGGACAAAGGCGGCUCGCAGGAGAAGAUGGCCCAGAUCAACGAGGCUUGGGGCGUCCUUGGCGACGAAGAACUGCGAAAGAAGUACGACCAGGGCGACGAUCCCAACGACCCCAUGGGCGGCCAGCAGGGCGGCUACGGUAACCCGUUCGCGCAGGGCGGUCAUCCGUUCGACAUGUUCUUCCAACAGCAGGCUGGCUUCGGUGGCUUCCCCGGCGGCGGAUUCCCCGGUGGUCAGCAGUUCCAUUUCAAGAUGGGCUGA
Messenger RNA from Mycosarcoma maydis (corn smut), 1746 nucleotides. RefSeq lists its product as uncharacterized. The coding region runs from base 1 to 1746 and encodes 581 amino acids. Gene Ontology annotation, cellular component: endoplasmic reticulum. Gene Ontology annotation, biological process: protein folding in endoplasmic reticulum. The transcript has a single exon. The record is from RefSeq and is a predicted model, not a curated record. Lineage: Eukaryota; Fungi; Basidiomycota; Ustilaginomycetes; Ustilaginales. Gene Ontology annotation, molecular function: protein-folding chaperone binding; misfolded protein binding.